CUCGUCUUUGGGUUCGACACGAUCGUCAACGGCGCCUCCAUAUCAACGCCAUCAUUCCUUCUAUACUUCGGCAGUAUUGGACCUAGUGGACCAUAUCUUCCAUCCAUCUGGACCUCAUUGUGGACGGCUAUGUAUGGCUUAUGCCAAGCGAUAGGUGCAAUCAUCAUCGGCCUCGUCGCUGAUAGAUUGGGUCGAAAGUGGCCUGCGUGCGCGGCUGCUUCUCUCACUCUUAUUGGUACCGCCAUCCAAUACAUUGCUCAUGCCCGAGGCACCUUAAUGGCAGGGAAGAUGAUUGCCGGCCUUGGUGUUGGAGCAAUCCUGACAGUAGCUACCACCUAUGCUUCGGAGGUGGUACCUCUCAAGUUACGUGGACCAAUUCAGACCACACUUGUCUUAUUCACUGUCCUCAUGCAAGGCCUUGCAUUGGGUGUGGUGCGAAUCUUCGUCCCAAAUGUUCACGAGCAGGCAUUUAGAAACUUUUUUGCUACACAGUGGGCCGUGGGCGGGGUUGCUCUUAUUUGCUUUGCGCUCAUCCCAGAAUCUCCAGUGUUUCUCAUCACAAGUGGCAAGAUUUCUGCAGCUCGAAAGGCAAGGGGCCGAAUCUACGGGGAGAAGAAACAGUCAGAGGAAAGACUGGCUUUGCUAGUCAGAACGCUUCGCGAAGAAAAGGCCAGCAAAGAGCUUACAGGCGGUGCUUCCUACCUUGAAUGCUUCAAAGGAACGAACCUGAAGAGAACGGGCUCCGUCGCGUUCUUGUACACCACAGCAAAUGUCGGAGGUGCGGGCUUUCUAGCACAGAACAUUUACUUCCUCAUCAUUGCUGGGCUAGAGCCGAUCCAUGCCUUCGACAUCGGCAUCGGAGGUUUCGGACUGGCCAUCCUUAUCAUCAUCGCCAGUGGUGCAUACCUGAAGAAGAUCAGUCCUCGGGUGACCGUCAUCACUGGAUGUGUCACAAAUUUCGUGUUCAUGAUCGUCAUUGGCACGCUGUACUAUUCUUCAAGUCAUGGAGCCUUGUGGGCAAUUGCCGUACUUAUGAAUCUGCUAAUAUCGUUCCAAACGAGUACACUCCAAGCAGUUGGAUGGCCCAUCGCAGCAGAAAUCCCCAGCUAUCGAUUGCGCGCAAAGACAUUGUCAAUUGGCAUAUUCGCGCAGACGCUGAGCACAUGGUUCUUCACUUUCGUCACGCCGUACAUGUACAACGUGGACUCGGGGAACCUAGGUGCACGCACAGGUUUCGUCUACGCACGGACAAGCGUCUUCCUCAUCGUCAUCGCAUACCUCUACUGUCCCAACACUGCAGGCUUGUCGACCGAGGAGAUUGAUCAUCUAUAUGAACAAAAGAUCUCUCCGAGACUGUUUCAA
Molecule: messenger RNA, 1362 nt
Organism: Exophiala aquamarina CBS 119918
Lineage: Eukaryota; Fungi; Ascomycota; Eurotiomycetes; Chaetothyriales; Herpotrichiellaceae
Exons: 4
Coding region: 708-1322 (204 amino acids)
Source: RefSeq, a predicted model, not a curated record